AUGACAGCUGAGACUGUUCGUCUGCAUAUCUCGCCGUUGACGCCGGCGCUUCUACCUGCAGUGCUCGGACCUGCGCUGAUAGCAGCGGCGGAAAACGUCUCCUACCACGACAUACAGACAUUUCCGGAGAACAGCUACGGAUUCGUUGACUUGCCAAAGGCUGAUGCAGAACGUCUGAAGCGCAAAUUGAGUGGUGCGAUCUUGAAAGGCUCCAAGAUGAAGGUGGACGAGGCGAAACCAAAGAAGCGCAGACGGACUGAGGCUGCCGACGAGGCUACAGAUGAGCAACAGUCUAUCGAGACUGCCAACGGCGAUCGCAAGAAGAAGCGCAAGUCGACUAAGGAGAACAUCGUCGCUGGCCACGAACUAUCGCCAGAGCGCAAAGUGAAGCGCGCAUGGACGGAGCCGCGGAAAAAGAAACGAAGCAAAAGUAAGGGUGCUGAUACAGAACAAGAGGCAUCAAAAUAUACUGAUAAGGAGGAACUCCUAUUCCGCACCAAUGUCCCAGCCAACAAGACCGAUCUGGUCGUUAAGAAGGACAAGAAAUCGAAGAAAUCGAAGAGCGGAAGAGAAACUACUACGAUACAUGAAUUCGAAAAGACCACGACUCAGCCCACGUUUUUGAAAGAACAGAAUCUAGAGUCAAAGCAAAACUUGACCUACGAAGAUGGGAAGGGCUGGGUUAAUGCACAAGGGGAUGUGGUAGAGCCCGAGCCAAAGCGGGCAGCACAAGAGCGGGCUCGAGUCGCACGUCGUAAGAGGAAAGUACAAGCAACACAGCCUGUACCGUCUUCAAAAAGCGCCCCGGAUCAGGGAGUCGAGACUAGCGAGACUUCGAACGAAAGCGAGAGCGAUAACAAGGCGACCUCAGCCGCCACAAAACCAGAGCAGGACAAAUCCACCGGCGAAGACGCGGCUGUUGCCUCUGUUGAAGCAGCAGUGGCAUCUCCCUCCUCAGCUUCACAAUCCUCGGAGGUAGCCAACAAGCAGGAUGCAGUUCCAGUCGAAGCUCAUCCACUCGAAUCCCUCUUUAAACGCCCUCAGAAGCCCACAUCCCAAGACGUCGCCAAACCCUCCCUCGAGAUCUCGACCGCCUUCUCCUUCUUCGACCACGACACUGACGAAGACCCCGACGAACCACCCAUGCCAUUAACACCUUUCACCUCCCAAGACCUGCGAAGCCGAGGACUACGCAGUGCCGCACCAACUCCAGAUACAGCCUUCCCCAGCCGCUUCAACAGCCACAGCAGCCCUGAUAUAGACAGAGAAAACGAUGGUGAUGCUCACGAAACUUACGACAAUCCAGCGAAUCAUGCAGAGCAAUUUUCCGACCCAAAAGCAAGUCCUUCAAGGACACCAACAGCAAGUACGGUGAGCGAUUUUGAAAAGCACUUCUGGGAGAAGCGCGGGGAAAACAAUCGAGCGUGGAAGGCGAGACGGCGGGCUGUGUUGAAGGAGAAGCGGCACCGAGAGAACAAGGCGAGGAGACCAAAGAAUUGGUAA
Messenger RNA from Cyphellophora attinorum, 1503 nucleotides. RefSeq lists its product as uncharacterized. Bases 1 to 1503 code for a protein of 500 amino acids. The record is from RefSeq and is a predicted model, not a curated record. The transcript has a single exon. NCBI's taxonomy places the organism in Eukaryota, Fungi, Ascomycota, Eurotiomycetes, Chaetothyriales, Cyphellophoraceae.